This is a messenger RNA of Stylophora pistillata, 639 nucleotides long. RefSeq lists its product as uncharacterized. The record is from RefSeq and is a predicted model, not a curated record. Lineage: Eukaryota; Metazoa; Cnidaria; Anthozoa; Scleractinia; Pocilloporidae.
AUGACCCCCAUCAUAGGAGCAAAGCGUGCCGCUCUAAUGGAAUACAAGCGGUCACCUUGCGAGAAAAAUCUACAGAUUCUUCGAGCUGCAAGGAACAAAGUCAAACACACUGCAAGACGCUGUGCCAACGAUUACUGGACCGAGCUCAGCGAAACCAUCCAGACUGCAGAGAUUACGGGGAACAUAAUAGGGAUGUAUGAAGGCAUCAAAACAGCAAUGCGUCCAACUAAGAACAAGACAGCUCCCCUGAAAUCCACCACAGGGGAAGUCAUCACAGACAAAAGACAACAGAUGGAGAGAUGGGUGGAAGACUACUCUGAACUCUAUUCCCAACAUAAUGUAGUAACAACUUCAGCCCUUCACGCCAUAAAAUGCCUACCUGUCAUGGGAGAGCUUGAUAGCGAACCUCCUAUUGACGAACUCAGCAAGGCUAUCAACAGUUUGGCCUCAAGGAAAGCUCCAGGCAGUGACGGGAUCCCCCCUGACCUGAUAAAACACUGCAAGACUACACUAUUACAGCCUGUACAUGAGGUCCUGUGUGAGCCCUGGAGAGAAGGGGCUGUACCACAAUACAUGAGAGAUGCUAAGAUCGUCACCCUCUACAAAAACAAGGGACAACGCAAUGACUGCAUCAACUAG